UUAUACGUGUAUGGGAUGUGAAGCCUCACGCCAGCCACAUACAUAUCUCUGUCGUUCUCUAAUUCUCUGAGGAGCAGCAGUAAACAACGCUCAUUUGGGAGAUAAAUGUGUGUGUGUGUGUGCUGGUGAGGCGUAUCAGAAUUUGAAGACGCGUUGUCAGUUGUUGUCAGCCUGUUGCGCGCGUCGGUUGAUUAUUUGAGCCGAAAGUUACGAUCAGUUGCGCUACAAACUUUGUAGGGGGAAAGUCUUUUUGGAAUAACAAUAAACCCAGGCUUUUAAAAUGAAAAUCGAGCUAACCGUCGAUCGUGGACCAUGCGACACAGAGCUGCGCAGCUGGUGUUUGGGCAUAGCCAUCUAUACGCUAAUUUCUAUAGCAUUGAAUACGCUAUUCGCGCCAAAUGCUCUGACUUUUAUUGGAUUCGCAAUUGCGGUCAUUGCAAAUGUUUGCCUGCUCAUUGGCUGCUUGCGGUUUAACCAUAUCUUGGUUGGCAUUUGGUUAAUCUAUGCCCUGCUCAUUGCCAUCAACUUUCCGUUUGCCAUCUUUGGCACCAUUUUCCAUUUUGGUGGCUAUCGCGAGGCAUCGGGCUUCAACAACGUGAUCCUCGCGCUGCUCUUCUACAUUGUUAUGAUGCUUAUUUGCCUGUUCUGCGCUCGCAUCGUCUACUCGUACCAUCUGGCGCUGAAGAACCGUCAGGGCAAUCCGCAGCAUACGGUCGUUGUCUGAAUUUCUUAACUUUUUGCAUUUCGUGUUAAAUCUCUCCUCAUUCGUUUUAUGCUUCUCCGAAUUGCAUUAGCUGGCAAUUCGUUGUAAUUUAAGAGUUUACCGUGUGCCUUCAUUUUAUACAAACAUAUUUAUAAAUAAAUAAAUAAAUAUUUAACAGAGUUCUCGUUGCUGUUGCUGAGUAAUGAAAGAGGUUUGUGUGUCUGGAAUUGCAAUUUGUCGUUUACUUCGGCUAUCAGCUAUCAACAGUUGAAAUAUACACAUACAUAUACAUAUACAGGGUGUGUGUGCCACUACUCUAAAAGCUAAACAUUUCACAUAGGUCUUACUCAACAAGCUAUAAACAUAAUAUUCAAUAUUAAUACAUUGUAUAAUAUAUAUACUAGACUGCAUCUAUCUAACUAGCUAUUCGUAUCGUUACUUGACUUCCGACUCUCUCUCUCUCGCGUUCACUCUCUUUAAACAUAAAAUGGAAAAUUGGUCUUGUUGGUUGUUUUUUGCAUGAAACUCGUCUCCGCGUUCUGACU
Molecule: messenger RNA, 1248 nt
Organism: Drosophila hydei
Lineage: Eukaryota; Metazoa; Arthropoda; Insecta; Diptera; Drosophilidae
Exons: 4
Coding region: 281-724 (147 amino acids)
Source: RefSeq, a predicted model, not a curated record